Molecule: messenger RNA, 1176 nt
Organism: Pyrenophora tritici-repentis Pt-1C-BFP
Lineage: Eukaryota; Fungi; Ascomycota; Dothideomycetes; Pleosporales; Pleosporaceae
Product: Dioxygenase related to 2-nitropropane dioxygenase
Molecular function (GO): nitronate monooxygenase activity
Source: RefSeq, a predicted model, not a curated record
GUACUCUUACACUCUCUUCAGAUAUAACCGUUGUUACUAAAGACGUCAAAAUGCCUUUCAACACCGAGCUUACCAGGGCCCUCGGCAUCAGAGUGCCUGUCGUCCAGGGUGGCAUGCAAUGGGUGGGCUACGCUGAGCUUGCUUCCGCUGUUAGCAACGCUGGAGGUCUUGGAAUAUUGACCGCCCUUACUCAACCGACGCCUGAAGACCUCCGGAAAGAGAUUCGACGAUGCCGUACCAUGACGAACAAGCCCUUUGGCGUCAACCUGACUCUUUUGCCCGCCAUGGUGCCCCCGGACUAUGCGGCGUACGCGCGCGUCAUUAUCGAGGAGAAGGUUAACAUCGUCGAAACAGCGGGAAACAGCCCGGGACCAGUCAUCAAACAACUGAAGGCUGUCGGUACAAUUAUCCUGCACAAAUGCACAACCAUCAGACACGCGCAGUCAGCUGUGAAGCUUGGUGUUGACUUUUUGUCCAUUGACGGCUUUGAAUGCGCCGGACAUGUUGGUGAGACGGAUAUCACCAACUUCAUUCUGCUCAGCAAGGCCCGGCAAACGCUUGGUGUCCCUUUUAUCGCUUCAGGAGGCUUUGCCGAUGGUCAGGGUUUGGCUGCUGCGCUUGCUCUUGGAGCCUGCGGUAUCAACAUGGGAACCAGGUUCAUGUGCACAGUCGAGGCGCCCAUCCACAACAACAUCAAGCAAGCCAUAGUUGACGCGCAAGAAACCGACACAACGCUCGUGCUUAGACGAUGGAAGAACACGUCGCGUCUUUUCGCCAACAAGGUUGCGCUUAAAGCUGUCGAGGUCGAGAAGACCAGUACAACAGGCAAAUUUGAAGAGGUAGCCGAGUACGUCAGCGGCAAGCGGGGCCGACAGGUGUUCCAGAACGGUGACCCAGAUUUUGGAGUCUGGACUGCUGGUCAAGUCAUCGGACUAAUCCACGAUAUUCCCACCAACGAAGAGCUCCUCAAGCGCAUCGAACGCGAGGCUUUCGAGACAAUGAAGCAAUCGCAGUCGCUUUACGUUAGCGAGGGCGAGCAGCCGGUUGCUGAGGGAGCUACAAUUGAUAAGAAGUCAAACAACCCGCAAGCUGAGGUCUGGGGCAUUGGCAAGAGUAAGCUAUAGACUUGGGUGCAUUAUAGACCAUUUGCAUAGAAUCAAGGCUGUACAUUUUGGA